Messenger RNA from Andrographis paniculata, 903 nucleotides. Its product is annotated as NAC domain-containing protein 92-like. NCBI's taxonomy places the organism in Eukaryota, Viridiplantae, Streptophyta, Magnoliopsida, Lamiales, Acanthaceae. Gene Ontology annotation, biological process: regulation of DNA-templated transcription. The record is from RefSeq and is a predicted model, not a curated record. Gene Ontology annotation, molecular function: DNA binding. Bases 1 to 903 code for a protein of 300 amino acids. The transcript is spliced from 3 exons.
AUGGAAAAUUUCACCGAUGCUAUUGUAAUGGGAGACGAUGGAAUGAUCCUGCCGCCAGGGUUCCGAUUCCACCCGACUGACCAAGAGCUCGUCAUGGAGUACCUGCUGAGGAAAGUUGCCGACCCGGAAUUCUCCCCGGCGGCCAUAGCUGAAGUCGACAUGAACAUGCAGGAGCCAUGGGAGCUCCCCUUAAGAGCGAAAUUGAUGGGAAAGGAGGUGUACUUUUUCUGCCUGAGGGAUAAGAAAUAUCCCAACGGGCAGAGAACCAACAGGGCGACUCCAUCGGGGUAUUGGAAAGCUACUGGUAAGGACAAAGAAGUUUUCCAGGGAGGAAUCGUGGUAGGGAUGAAGAAAACCCUAGUUUUUUACCUAGGGAGAGCUCCGAGGGGGGAGAAGUCCAAUUGGAUCUGCCAUGAGUAUCGAUUGGAGGGAGAUUUUGGCGUCGGGAAGGAUGAUUGGGUCGUGACUAGGGUUUUCCAGAAGCGUACUGUGGGGUUUGGGGAAGAUGACGUGGAGGGGUCUGAGAAUGAGGUGGCUCCGGUGGCGCCGGCGCCGGCGGUGGAGGUGGCGCCGGCGGUGAUGGGUGGUGGUUUUCAGGACCCGUUUCUGGCGGCUUUUGUGGGGUCUUAUGGCGGGGAGUUUGAUUUAGGGUUGGAUUAUUAUUCUGGGUGGUUUGCUCCAGGUGUUUAUCCUGAGGAGGAUAAUCUGUUUGUUGGUGGGGAGGAUUUUAUGGAUGAGGGUUUCUGGACGGGGAAUGACGUGGCGGCGGCGGCGUUCGAGCAGGGUGGUCCGAUGAUGAUGUCUGAUGAUGAUGAAGAGAUGGGAAUUGAUGCCGGAUUUGGAGAGGAGCCUGGGCCCUCGGAUUUUCCUGCGCCGGAAGAUCUGGACCGUCCCUGGAACUGA